GUUUACACAGUUCGCCAUGAUGGUUGUUGUGUAGAACCUCCGAUCUCUACCAAGUUCAGACAAGAGCGCGCCGCAGACUCGCUCAGUCGGACAGUAAACACCGAUAUGCCAUUUUCUCACCACAGUCAUUCGGGCCAAUUUUGCCCGGGCCAUGCUCAUGACUCUCUCGAAGACAUCGUCAAUGCCGCUAUCUCCAAACGCAUGCAGGUCUUAGCGCUGACGGAGCACAUGCCUCGUCAUGACGAAGACCGCUAUCCAGAAGAAAUCGAAGCGGGCGUGACGCUUGCUUCACAUUACAGUAACGAAAGCGCCUACUUUGCAGAAGCAAACAGGCUGCGGGAACAAUACAAAGACCAAAUCGACCUGCUUGUUGGCUUCGAGGGAGAAUGGAUUAGGCCCGAAUCAGCAGACCUCGUAAAGCGCAGCAUCUCGACCUACCAGUAUGAUUUCUUUAUUGGUUCAGUCCAUCAUGUGCAUACUAUUCCCAUUGACUACGACCGUGAAAUGUACGAAGAAGCACGCCACGUGUCAGGCGGAACAGACGGGAGACUCUUCGAAGACUACUUCGACAUGCAGUUGGCUAUGUUGCAAGCUCUCCAGCCACCUGUAGUGGGUCACUUUGACCUCAUUCGUCUCAAAAGCGAUAGUCCGAAUGGGAGCCUUCAAAAUAUGAGCGGUGUGUGGGAUCGUAUCCUGCGCAAUCUGGACUAUAUCGCCUCGUAUGGCGGUAUCCUUGAAAUCAAUUCUGCCAGUUUACGGAAAGGGAUGGAUGAGCCGUACCCCAAGGCGGAGAUAUGUCAGGCUGCCCUAGAGAAAAACAUUCGAUUCUGUCUGUCUGACGACAGUCAUGGUUUGGAUCAAGUUGCUCUCAAUUACGGCCGUGUGCUGCCUUUCCUUGAGGAAAUAGGUUUGACACAAGUGACUUUCCUGAGGUGUGAUGGUCCUCAGCAGGACGAAUCGGACAAUCGCUUCCCACGUCUACGCUGCGACUACGUUGAGCUGCACGAGCUUCGGAACCAUGCCUUUUGGGAUGUCUCGUAGCUCUGAACGGCCAUCAAACGGGCCAGUCACAAAUAUGUUGCCAUGAUGAUUCGCCCGCCCGCUUCCACCAAGGUACAUUGGCUCGUAAGCCACCAAAGCAGCUCUCAGGCGAACAUCAGGUGUUGAUUGCAGUGAGAUUUGUUGCUGCCCAGCAUGUCUUUUCGUACUGGUGGAGACCACCUACAAAGAGAGGCAUUCAUGCGUCGAGCGAUCUAGCCGCCCGCUAAUUCGACAGGAUAGAAUUAGGUUCCGAUUCUCAGACAGGCUGAAUCUUGCGCACAGCAUCUCUAUCCAAAAGCAUUAGCGGAGAGAUGUGGUCGGCUUUCAUUGGCUGCUUUCUCGUGCGCCGUCUGCCCCAGGCGCUCACGGCUGCCGGGAUUGGCAUGUCCACCGAUCCGUAUUCUGCAUCAGGACCAUUGCAGCCGGUGCUACGAAAGGGCCAUAUCUUGAGGACGCAUUUGGCGUGAGCUCUGGGCAGGAUCCCUCAAUAUCAAUCGGAGCUGAUCUCGGAGUCGGCGUGAGUCGAGAGAUCAGCCGAUCUCCCAAGCGAAAAGGCUGGCGAGCAGGACCGGCACAUAUUCUUUGUUUCUGCGAGAAAUACG
Messenger RNA from Exophiala xenobiotica, 1643 nucleotides. RefSeq lists its product as uncharacterized. NCBI's taxonomy places the organism in Eukaryota, Fungi, Ascomycota, Eurotiomycetes, Chaetothyriales, Herpotrichiellaceae. The record is from RefSeq and is a predicted model, not a curated record. Gene Ontology annotation, biological process: L-histidine biosynthetic process. The transcript is spliced from 2 exons. The coding region runs from base 106 to 1041 and encodes 311 amino acids. Gene Ontology annotation, molecular function: histidinol-phosphatase activity. Gene Ontology annotation, cellular component: cytoplasm.